Molecule: messenger RNA, 2167 nt
Organism: Salvia splendens (bonfire salvia)
Lineage: Eukaryota; Viridiplantae; Streptophyta; Magnoliopsida; Lamiales; Lamiaceae
Product: LEAF RUST 10 DISEASE-RESISTANCE LOCUS RECEPTOR-LIKE PROTEIN KINASE-like 2.3
Exons: 6
Coding region: 40-2088 (682 amino acids)
Biological process (GO): protein phosphorylation
Molecular function (GO): polysaccharide binding; ATP binding; protein kinase activity
Source: RefSeq, a predicted model, not a curated record
AAUUAAAAAGAGUUUAGUGUUAAUCUGAAUCAAUCAACAAUGAUGAAAUUUUCAUAUGUGUUGAUUGUUUUACUGCUCCAUUUAUUUCCAUGCUAUGAUGCAAAGUGCAGCCCUUCUGCCUGCGGCAUCCUUUCCAACAUCAGCUACCCUUUCCGCCUCAAUGACGACCCCAAAAACUGUGGCGACCGCAGAUUUGAGCUUCGCUGCGAAAACAAUGUAACCUACAUCUCUCUCAACUCUCAAAACUACUAUGUCAAAGCAAUCAACUACCAUAACUCCACCAUCAGGCUCGUUGAUGCUUCCGUUGCUAACGACGACAUCUGCUCUUUCCCAACCGCUUCUGCAUACGCCUACAACUUCACAACCUCCAGAAACCCCUUCCACUUCUUCCUUCAUAACCCUCAUCAUCUUCCCUUCAUAAUUCCAAUGAGUAUUUCCACCACUAUAAACCCUAUUAAUUUUGUAAGCUGCCCUAAUCCGUUGAAGAAUUCUUCCCUCUUCACAGAUGUUUCUAGUCAUUGUGCCUCAUCCACCCUUCCCAAAUAUGCUUACAUCAAGAUAGGACACUCGAAUGCAUCUGAGGUCCCACAUUUGUGCACACUUCAUCUCAUACUGAUGACUUCAUGGCCGGAAUUUAAGGAUUUAGGCAACGUUUCGCUGUCUGAAAUCCACCAGUCUCUCUUGUAUGGAUUCGAACUUGUCUUCUGCCCUUGGUGCAAAGCGCGAACGAAUAAAUUUUAUGCAUCUUUUUUCUACGGUAUGGUCCCGAUUCUUCUGAUAAUUGUAGGUCUUUUAUGUGCUGUGGUGAGCCCUCCCGUGUUCACCGUCUUCGGAUUUGCAGCUGUAGCAACGCUCUUAUACUAUACACCAGCUAUCUUUUUCACCAUGAUUCAAACGGUUGAAUUAGAGACUUAUAAUUAUCUACGUCCUGCCCUAAUCCUCAGCAACAUUAUUUGUGCAUCAAGGAUCAUCACUUUCCCUAUGGCAAUGUGGUUUUUGAUUUACAAAUUCCGAACAAGGCGUCUCUCCUUACAUGAAGAUAUAGAAUCCUUUCUACAAAGUGACAAUAAACUCGCCCCCAUUAGGUACUCCUAUUCGGACAUUAAAAAAAUGACUAAAGGUUUUCAAGAGAAACUAGGUGAAGGAGGCUAUGGUUCUGUUUACAAAGGCAAGCUCCGAAGUGGUAAUGAUGUUGCAGUCAAACUCCUGGGGAAAUCGGGAGGAAAAGGGCAGGAUUUCAUGAAUGAAAUCGCAACUAUUGGAAGGAUACAUCAUGUCAAUGUAGUCAAACUAGUCGGAUAUUGUGCACAUGGCUCCAAACUUGCCCUUGUCUUUGAUUUCAUGACUAAUGGUUCUCUUGAAAAGUAUCUUUUCAAUAGAGAUAACAUGAAACCCUUGAAUUGGGACACAAAGUUUGAAAUUGCAAUUGGGGUUGCUCGUGGGAUUGAGUAUUUGCAUCGAGGCUGUGACAUUCAGAUUCUGCAUUUUGACAUCAAGCCGCAUAAUAUACUCCUCGAUGAUAAAUUUAUACCCAAAAUAUCUGAUUUUGGGCUUGCAAAGUUUUGCUCUAUAGGUAAAAAUGCAAUAAGCUUGACUACAGCUAGAGGAACUAUAGGAUAUGUUGCUCCUGAACUAAUUAAUAGAAGUAUGGGAGCAAUUUCUUACAAGGCUGAUGUGUAUAGCUUUGGGAUGUUGUUGAUUGACAUGGUGGGCUUGAAGAGAGACUUGAGAGGAAAGAACGAUCAUUCUAGCCAAUAUUUUCCAUACUGGAUAUAUGAUUGUUUAGAGCAAGGCAGGGAUAUUGAAAUUGAAGAAGCAGAGUAUGAUGAUGAGAAUAAGACUGGAAAGAGUAUUGUUAAAAAGAUGACCAUAGUUGCAUUGUGGUGCAUACUGAUGAUUCCGGAUGAUCGCCCAUCAAUGAAUAAGGUGUUGGAGAUGCUGGAAGGUGAUGUUGAGCGUUUGCAAAUUCCUUCUCAAUCGACUCAAAUUGGAGUAGGUUUUGAUCGAACUGAAACUACAUGUUCCUCUGAUUCUGUUUCCUUGCUUCAUCAUGUUGAAGCUUCGAUUUGUGUCGAGACCCAAGUGUGAAACAAUCAUGUGUUUAUAAUGGAGGUCAAAAGGUUUGAUUUGUGUCAAAUAUGUGAAAUAUAUUAUUAGUAUGAUUUUG